Molecule: messenger RNA, 1652 nt
Organism: Monopterus albus (swamp eel)
Lineage: Eukaryota; Metazoa; Chordata; Actinopteri; Synbranchiformes; Synbranchidae
Gene: prrg4
Product: proline rich Gla (G-carboxyglutamic acid) 4 (transmembrane)
Exons: 7
Coding region: 339-983 (214 amino acids)
Cellular component (GO): plasma membrane; extracellular region
Molecular function (GO): calcium ion binding
Source: RefSeq, a predicted model, not a curated record
CCAGGUAAAAGUGAUCGAUUGGUUGAGUCUGCGCAGGUAGUUCAGGAAGAGCUGAAGUCACAACUGUUGGGAGUAAACUCAACCGAAACCGUUUUGACUUAGUUGUGACGACUUCAUCUUUAGUUGGCUGGAUGUUGUCUAUAACAAUGAGAACCUUUUUUAAAAAGGAGACUAUACAACACGAUAGCUGUUCGUGAAAACCGCUGAAAGUUUCCCGAUUUUUCUUAUUGGCGUCGAGGCUGGGGCACAUAUCCGCCGCUUCUUUAAGUUUUAUUUUGCUGGUGUAGAGCUGUCCCCAUCAUUAUGUGCCACUUUUCAUCAUAGGUGCACACACGACCAUGUUGCUCCAUCUGAUCAUGCUCCUUCAGCUGCUGUCCAGUGGAGAUCUGGCCUGCAUCAGAAGGUUACGCUCCAAACAUGAGGAAGACCAAGAAGUGUUUGUAGCUGCGGGGAACGCAAAGUCGUUCCUGGUUCGCCAUCUGCUGUUCAACAGGUUUGACUUUGAGAUGUUCGUUCCCGGAAACCUGGAAAGAGAGUGUUUUGAAGAAGUGUGCAAUUAUGAAGAAGCAAGGGAGGUUUUUGAAAAUAUCCCUGAUACAGACGAUUUUUGGAAGAAGUACACUGAAGAUAAGAACAAAUCUCCCACGGUAGAUGUGACGUCUCUUUUGGUGGGACUGAUUGUUGCUGGUGUGGCCAUUAUUAUUACUGCAGUUCUGUUCUGGUAUUUCUGUCAUGGUAAAUGCAAGGGCAACUUCAGCCGUGCGAGUUCAAUUCAGGUGCGCCGGAGGAGGAGUAAUGCUUCUCUAAUACUGCGACGGCUAGAGGAAGUGUCUUUGCAACCUGUGCUCCCACCUGCACCCCCGCCCCCUACGGAGGAACCCCCAGGACUGCCUUCCUAUGACCAGGCAAUCGCAACAAGUGGUCCGCAUGAUGCCCCACCUCCUCCGUAUCCUGGCUCACGACCAGGAAGUAUUCGACAGUAGUAUCUUCAGGACAACUCAUCUGCAUAUGUGUUAACAUCCAGCAAUUUACUGCUAACAUUUACACUGCACUGCUCUGCUUAACAUCUUAUACAAUUUUUCCUCAAACUAUUAAAACAAUGUCUCAUGCCUUCUCUUUAUUGCUCUUUUCCACACAGAGAUUUUAAUCAUUUCUGCCCAGUUGGUGUACUUGUUCCUUUGCAAUAUAAACUUGUCAGUUUUUUUUCUUGACCUGCGCUUGCUGAAAUGUAGUUUUGUGGUAGCCUCUGCUUUCUCAGGUGAUUGUGUUCUGAAUUAUAACCCCUACUUUAUGGUAAAUAAGCUUUAGCAAUACAUUUUACAGUUUGCUGCUUUUAAUCAAAAUUAUAAUGAAGAAUCUGUAAAUGUUUUGGACACAAGAGCUUUAAGAUGCUGGAAUACGUAGGCUCUUAAUGUGUAAUAUGCCUGAGUGCAACACUAUGAUUAUGUUUCAAUCCACAAUGAGUAUUAAUUUUAAUCACGGAGAGACAGACUGGUGUGUUGUCAUACAGCUUUUUGUCUCCUUCAGAAGGAAAACAGUAUCAGCAAAGCAGCUUUUAAUGGCAUGAUGGUAAGAUGUCAUAAAGGAAAUACUUCUAAGGUUAACACAAGGUGUUUUCUGAUGCACCAGCUUACUUUAAGAUUCAUUUUGUA